Panthera uncia (snow leopard) is the source of this 3903-nucleotide messenger RNA. RefSeq names its product aldehyde dehydrogenase 8 family member A1 (gene ALDH8A1). NCBI's taxonomy places the organism in Eukaryota, Metazoa, Chordata, Mammalia, Carnivora, Felidae. The record is from RefSeq and is a predicted model, not a curated record. The transcript is spliced from 7 exons. The coding region runs from base 1344 to 2900 and encodes 518 amino acids. Gene Ontology annotation, molecular function: retinal dehydrogenase (NAD+) activity. Gene Ontology annotation, biological process: retinoic acid metabolic process.
GCGACCUGAGCUGAAGUCGGACGCUCAACUGACUGAGCCACCCAGGCGCCCCAUAGUUUUUAAAUGACCAUACAAACAGAUGUCCUGUGACUCAGCUACUUGCACCAGAGCAAGAAAUUCUGUGAGAGAGAUUCCUAGGCUUACCAGACUCCAAGUGGGCACAUUUAAAAUGUUGACGCUUCCGGGGCACCUGGGGGCUCAGCGGGUUAGGCGUCAGACUUCAGCUCAGGUCAUGAUCUUGCGGUCAGUGAGUUCAAGCCCCUCAGGCUCUGGGCUGACCGCUCAGAGCCUGGAGCCUGCUGCAUAUUCUGUGCCUCCCUCUCUCUCUGCUCCUCCCUUGCUUGUGCUCUGUCUCUCUGUCUCCCCAAAAUAAAUAAAUAUAAAAAAAAAUGUUGACAACUGCCUGGUUGCCUUCCCAGGGGUGUUGUAAGCCCUCCCACCGUGGGAGCCCACGGAAGAGUACACGCUGCCCACGGGGGAUGUGUACUGUCUCUCACUGGGGAGACAGGGCAUCUCUCUGUCCUUCACAUCCUUUGAUUAACAGUGUGGCCGAGCACCUCUCAUACCUUCAUUAGCCAGUCGUGUAUCGCAUCCCUUUUGCUACGAAUUGUUGUUAUCUGGGGUUUUUUUUUUUUAGCCUUUGCUUAUUUUUUUCAAUCGGGCUGUUCAUUUCCCUCACCAAUUUAUAGAAAUUCUUACACACAUCACAGAUAUGAAUCCCUUGUGUGUUACACACACCAUGCAUAUAUUUGGCUUGUGUCUUUAUUGCCAUGGCACAUCUGGCUGGUAAGCUGCUGGUUUUGGGAUGGAGGGACCGGUCAGAGAGAAGGCAGGCAAGGUAAAGAGAAACACAGAUGAGUGAUGGAGAGAGGGUAUCUGUCUUCAGUUACCUCUGUGGGGUGAGGGCAGCGAUGUGUGGAGGAAAAACAUGAUCAGGAGAAAAAUGGAUUAAUGGUCAUUCCUUACUAACUGCGAUUUUGGACAAAUUGACUUCUUUGAGGCUCAGUUUCUUCUACAAUAGAGGGGAUUUAAUGACACUUUAUAUAGGGUUGCUGUGGGGAAUAAAUGAGUACAUUCGUGUCAAGGACUUGCUUCAGGGUCUGGCCCUCAGUGUUUGAGCAAUAAAGCUUAUAGUGUGAAUGCAAUAAAAGGAGAUACACAGAUACCUUCUGACAUUUCAAAGGGCCAUGAACACAUAAGCUGAUGUUAGUUUACCAGGUUAUUAUCCCCUUCUCAAAAUGUACCGGAAGUCUGUGAAAUAUUCCAGAACUCUCUUCACUUAGAGUUGGGAGACUGGAAGGCUCCUGAGUGUCAGGACGCCUCCCACAUUCCCUGAUUGGUAAAUGAGGACGUCGGGGCUGGAGGUGAGGACAAGGCAAACUCAGGGUAGGGAGACUCCCUCACCGGUGGGGAGAAAGACAGGAGUUGUCUCCAUCAUGGCCGGAACAAAGGCACUUCUGACGCUGGAGAACUUCAUUAAUGGAAAGUUUGUACCUUGUAGCUCAUAUAUCGAUUCUUAUGAUCCGUCCACGGGGGAAGUAUACUGCAGGGUGCCAGACAGUGGAAACGAAGAGAUCGAAGCCGCAGUGGAGGCCGCCAGGGCAGCGUUUCCCGGCUGGUCGGCCAGGAGCCCCCAGGAGCGCUCACAGGUGCUGCACCGGCUGGCAGAUCUGCUGGAGAAAUCCCUGGAGGACUUGGCCCAGGCGGAAUCCAGAGACCAAGGGAAAACCGUAACGUUGGCAAGAACCAUGGACAUCCCCCGGUCUGUGCAGAACUUCCGGUUCUUCGCCUCCUCCAUCCUGCACCACACAUCAGAGUGCACACACAUGGACCACGUAGACUGUCUGCACUACACCCUGCGGGCCCCCGUGGGGAUCGCUGGUCUGAUCAGCCCCUGGAAUUUGCCACUCUACUUGCUGACCUGGAAGGUGGCUCCGGCCAUUGCUGCCGGCAACACCGUCAUAGCCAAGCCCAGCGAGCUGACGUCAGUGACGGCCUGGAUGAUGUGCAAACUCCUGGAGACAGCAGGUGUUCCACCAGGUGUGGUAAAUAUUGUGUUUGGAACGGGGCCCAAGGUAGGCGAGGCCCUGGUGUCCCAUCCAGAGGUACCCCUGAUUUCCUUCACGGGGAGCCAGCCCACUGCCGAGCGGAUCGCUCAGCUGAGUGCUCCCCAUUGCAAGAAGCUGUCCCUGGAGCUGGGGGGCAAGAACCCCGCCAUCAUCUUUGAGGACGCCAACCUGGAGGAGUGCAUUCCCACGACCGUCAGGUCCAGCUUUGCCAACCAGGGUGAAAUCUGCCUCUGUACCAGCAGAAUCUUUGUCCAGAAGAGCAUCUAUAGUGAAUUUUUGAAGAAGUUUGUAGCAGCUACCAGAAUGUGGAAAGUUGGCAUUCCCUCCGAUCCAUCGGCCAACAUGGGAGCUCUGAUAAGUAAAGCUCAUUUGGAAAAAGUCAGAAGUUACGUCAAGAAAGCCCGCGCCGAAGGGGCCCGAAUUCUGUGUGGUGAAGGGGUGGAUACGUUGAGUCUCCCCGCCAAGAAUCAAGCAGGAUAUUUUAUGCUUCCCACAGUCAUAACAGACAUUAAGGAUGAAUCCUGCUGCAUGAAGGAAGAGAUAUUUGGUCCAGUGACAUGUGUCGUCCCCUUCGAUAGUGAGGAAGAAGUGAUUCAAAGAGCGAACAGUGUUAAAUACGGGUUGGCAGCAACUGUGUGGUCAAGCAACGUGGGCCGUGUCCACCGAGUGGCUAAGAAGCUGCAGUCGGGCUUGGUCUGGACCAACUGCUGGCUCAUCAGAGAGCUGAACCUCCCUUUCGGGGGGAUGAAGAGUUCCGGGAUAGGCAGAGAGGGAGCCAAAGACUCUUACGAAUUUUUCACUGAAGUCAAAACAAUCACCAUUAAGCACUGACCUCGGCCAGCGGAGAAAGCUGUUAUGGUCAAUGCUCGGCUGUAGAGAAUCAGUCAUCCAACGUGGUGAGCAGACUCACCAGCAUAAAUUCUAGCCACAUCUUGACUUAGCGGAUUUUCUCUACCUUAUCCUUGGUAGUAUUUUUAUUUGCUGUCAAAGAGAUGCUGUCUAUUUUCACUGUGGAGUCAAAGAAGAGAAGACUUCUGAACAGGAAGGCACAAAAAGAGAGCCAAGGGAUUGUCAGGUUUCCUUUAUGUUGUGUCUUCACUUUUUUUUUUUCAUUGUUUUGAUUGAAUUCUUGGUAAUUUAGAGACAAUCUUUUUUUUUUUUUUUUUUUUGCUUCUUUUUUUUUAAUUUGAGAGGGAGGGAGAGAGAGAGAGAGGGAGAGAGAGAGGAUGAGCACAAGUGGGGGAGAGGGCCAGAGGGAGAGAGAGAAAGAGAGAAUCUUAAACUGGUUCCAUGCUUAGCAUGGAGCCUGAUGCAGGGCUCAAUCCCAUGACCCUGGAAUCAUGACUUGAGCUGAAAUCAAGAGUCAGAUAGAUGCUCAGGCAACUGAACCACCCAGGCACCAACAUCAAUAUCGAUGAAGCCAACGUUGAUGAUAAGCAUAAUAUGGAAUUUGUCAGAGCAGGCCUAUAUGGUAGGUCCCACUAAAUACAUCUAUAUAAAGACAAAGAAAAAUAACAUAAUGACUGCUUUUGGAGGGAAUUUGGAACAAGAAGAGGAAAUAGUUUGAUCCAUUUCUACUGUAGUGUCUAAUCGAUUACAGUUCUUCAUGUAUGCAUCUCAUUAGAUUUACAACCUACUAAUCCUAAAAGAAUAAAUGGUAAGCAAUUUUAGUAGACAGUAUGACAUAUACCUUUUUCUUGAAUUGUCCUAUAUUCUUCCUUAUCCUCAUCCUCUUAGGGGUAUGGACUUUAUACAAAGUAAUAAAGGUAUUUCUAGCGCCUUUUUUUCUGGAUCCCCUAAUGAUCAGAGGGGAAAACCGAGCUUUACAGAGAUU